AGCCGCAGCCGUGGUAGCAGCUCCUCCGCCCCCCCCCGCCGCGCGCGCUGCGGCGCGGCUGCUCCAGCGCCCCAGAGCCUGCCGCGAUGGGGCAGCACUCGGAGCAGAACGCCCUGGUGCCGGAGCGGGAGGAUGACCUCUUCAUGAGGCUGAAGGAGCUCCAGCGGCAGAUGGAGUUCUUGGACAUCCAGGAGGAGUACAUCAAGGACGAGAUGAAGAACCUGAAACGCGAGAUGAUACGCGCCCAGGAAGAGAUCAAGCGGGUGCAGUCCGUGCCCCUGGUCAUCGGCCAGUUCUCCGAGAUGGUCGACCAGAACCGCGGCAUCGUGUCUUCCACCACAGGAUCCAACUACUUCGUUCGGAUCUUGAGCACGCUCAACCGCGAGCUGCUCAAGCCCAGCAGCUCGGUGGCGCUGCACCGUCACUCGCACGCGGUGGUGGACAUCCUGCCGCCCGAGGCGGACAGCACGGUGCAGAGCCUCGCCAUGUCGGAGAAGCCCGACGUCACCUACGCGGACGUCGGCGGGAUGGACAUCCAGAAGCAGGAGAUCAAGGAGGCCGUGGAGCUGCCGCUGACCAACGUCGAGCUCUACGCGCAGAUCGGCAUCGACGCGCCGAGCGGCGUGCUGCUGUACGGGCCGCCAGGCACCGGCAAGACGAUGCUGGCGAAGGCGGUUGCCAACCAGACCACGGCAACCUUCAUCCGAAUGGUUGGCUCGGAGUUCGUCCAGAAGUACCUCGGCGAAGGCCCGCGCAUGGUCCGAGACGUGUUCCGGCUGGCCCGCGAGAACGCCCCGGCGAUUGUCUUCAUCGACGAGAUCGACGCCAUCGGCACCAAGCGCUUCGAUUCCCAGACCGGUGCCGACCGCGAGGUGCAGCGCAUUCUGCUGGAGCUGCUCAACCAGAUGGACGGGUUCGACCAGGACACCACCGUGAAGGUGAUCAUGGCCACCAACCGGGCCGACACCCUCGACCCCGCCCUGCUGCGGCCGGGCCGCCUGGACCGCAAGAUCGAGUUCCCACUGCCUGACCGUAGGCAGAAGAGGCUCAUCUUCCAGACCAUUACCUCGAAGAUGAAUCUGAGUGAGGAGGUAGAUCUGGAGGACUACGUCUCCCGGCCUGAGAAGAUCACCACCGUCUUCGCAGGAUGCAUGGUCUCGACGCAGGCGCGCUCUAUCGGCCUCGUCCUGUGUUCAGUGCUCUUCUUCGGGGAGACCUGCACCAUCGUCGAGCAGGUCGGAUUCACGGCCACUCUUCGCAACGGGGGGUGGUCUCUCAAAGCCCUGCAGAAGUUCGAUGAGCGCAUGGCCACGGAGACGCGGGAGAUCGAGGGACUCGCCUGCGGCGGGGGCCUCGGGGGGUGCCGUGCGGGGGAGCGCGCCCUCGCACUCGGCCGCCGGCCGUCGCCCGAAGCCAUGGAGCCGCGCGAGGAGGCGGGCCUGCAGGCCGCCGAGGAGGGCGGCAUGGAGGCCCGGGCGCUGCUGGGCGGGCCCCGCCUCCCCGCGCCCCGGCGGGGCCUCGGCCGGCCCUGCUGCCUCUUCUGCGCGGGGGCGACGGCGCUGGCCGUCGCGGCGGCCCUGUGGCUGCUCACGGAGGACGUGGAGGAGGGGCCCUCCGCGGCCGACCGCAAGCUCUCCCCGCCGCUGGUGGGCGGGGAGAAGAACGCGACGGGGGGCGGGGCGGCGGCUGCCGCGCCCUGCGACGGGCCGCUGUGCAGGGCGGAGGCGCGCCUGGAGAAGGUGAAGGACUGGGAGGGCUGGAGCCGGGUGGCGCCGUUCCUCGUCACCGACACGGAGACCACGGGAACUGUCACGGAGACCACCACGACCACCGAGACGGUCACAAAGACCACCAGGACCACGACCACCAGCACGACCACCACGACGACGACGCCGUGCAUGGUGCUGGGGGAGGGCGACGAUUGCUACAAGGAGGUCCUGGAUGUCUUGUACGAUCUCCGGGAUAAUCCAGGCAGCCGUGACGGCCUCACCAUGUGGUCCUCUUUCGAGGAGGUCCAGACUUGGCUGCACCAGAACGAGAAAAAAAGCAAGUGCCUGGACGCCUGCGAGUGCCAGGUGGUGCCAGUGAACAGCAAAUGCUACUCGAGCCUGGUGUUCGCGAGGGAGUCUGGCAUCCGGGAGCAUCCAGAGUGGUACCCGAACCUGACGGAGAAAUCGUCCACGUACGAUUUCCAGGAGUACCUCUGGAAGUACGUCAACGACACGGAGUGCCCGAGGCCCUGCAAGGCCUUCCCGCGCAGCGAGACCUCGCUGUUCUGCUGGUCCGUCGCCCGCCAGUGGGGCUACGAGGGCGAAGUGAUGCGGGCGCAGCUCGCGGCGGGCGCGGGCAUCUUCGGCUGCGACGGCUUCGCGGUGGUCAGCGAGGAUGAGUGGAGCGUCGGCCAGGGCCCCGGGGGGCGCCUCGGCGAGGUGAACACGCUGAGCUUCCCCGGCGCGCCCGUGGGCGUCUCGAAGGACGGCACGGCGGGGAACGCGCAGCUGUUCAUGAACGCGUGGGACGCGGUCCUGGGUCGCACCCUGCUCCUGGACUUCGACUGGGGCAUCAAGGCGGACCCGGACGCCGUCAUCGUGGCGGACAGGCUGAGGGAUCACGUGAAGGACCAGACGGGCUCCAACGUGUACGUCAGGAAUUGUAGGGGCGACGGGAACAACCCAGAGUUUCCGAUGAUGUUUGGGUCUCUGGAGGCGAUUACCAGGCAGGGCCUCCAGGCCUACAAGGACGGGAAGGAUCGCUGCAGGAGCGAGCUGAACUGGUACUCGUGGGGAGAAGACCUCUUUCUCGGCAAGUGUCUCCUCCACCUGGGUGUGGGCCCCGUGGACGACUUCUCCAUCAUCAGCGAUGGUGUCUGUGCCGGCGUCAACUGCAACGACGGCUGGUCUGCGGCGUUUCACCCGUUCAAGGGCAGCAACGAGUGGAUGAACUGCUGGGAUACGGUCACGAACCACAUGGGCGGGCCGCCCCCGCCGCUGCCCUGA
This is a messenger RNA of Prorocentrum cordatum, 2996 nucleotides long. The record is from the annotation of a GenBank genome assembly. Lineage: Eukaryota; Dinophyceae; Prorocentrales; Prorocentraceae.